AUGGCUUCUGUUUUUUGUGUUUUACGAGCCACCCUGAUGGCGAUUCUCCUGCCGGCUGGAGUCAUAGUUCUGUUUUUAAUGUACCAUAAGUCAUUUCCAUCUCCAAAAUGCCAUCCUCCACCGGCUCAUUUAGGGCGGCUGAAAAAGCCAGCUAAUUCUCCCGGCACGUCAAAACAGCCGGACAAGCCUGUAUUGCUGCUGUGGCUCUGGCCUGAAAACAAAAGGUUUGAUUUUCAAGACUGUGAGACGCUUUUCAACACUGACAGCUGCCACCUCACAGAUGACAGAUCUUUAUACUCCAGAGCUCAUGGCGUUUUGGUGUUUCACAGAGCUAUCCGGGAUGAUCUCUCCAACCUCCCCGCCGCGCCUAGAGCCAGAUUUCAGAGGUGGAUCUGGUUCAACACGGACUCGCCUACCAACACGCGCAGGAUAGCAGGCAUUCAAGGCCUCUUUAAUUUAACCUUGAGCUACAGGAAAGACGCAGACAUCCACGUCCGCUGGCGACUGACUCUCAAGAAGAACACAGAUGAAGAUUUCAUGCUUCCCAAGAAGGAACGAUUGCUUUGUUGGAUUGUGGGUAGCGAUGACCUCCUCACAAAAUCAGGGGAGAGAUACAACUACUACAGAGAACUUGUGAAACACAUCAAGGUGGAUGUUUUUUCCUCUGCCGAGUUCUCGAAAGGUGACGACUAUUUCAUGACUCUCAGCAGCUGCAAAUUCUACCUUUCCUUUGAGAAUUCCAUUCACAGAGAUUAUGUCACCGAAACGUUCAAUGGACCUCUCGCGGCCGGCACCGUGCCGAUAGUUUUGGGCCCACCGAGAAGGAACUAUGAGGAAUUUGCCCCAGGUACUUCCUUCAUACAUGUAAAUGACUUCCCUGAUGCCGCGACACUGGCUGAGUUCCUCCUGCAGCUGGAUAAGGAUAAUGAGGCUUAUAUGAGAUACUUUAAUUGGCGGCGAUUCUAUACCGCCAGACGUCAUCUCACUGAGGAGAAUCAUGAGUUUGCACAUGCUAUCUGCCAGGCCUGUCGACACGUGGGCAUGAACAAGGCGUACAGAGUUGUACCUGAUCUGUACAAGUGGUUCUUACAGUGAUGCCAUUAUUGAUCUGCUGUUCAAAUCAUGCUAUACAGAUAAAUAUUCUUUUAUUGUGUAUAAAAACAAUUCAGCUUUUGGCUCAACACAAGUAGGCUACAUGUACAUAUCAAAGCAGUAAAAGCUGCAUGGGACUUCUUUGAAGUUGCUGGGAGUUUUAUCAUCCCGAUCCAGUGAUAAGAUUAGAGUUUUAUGCACCAAACUCCGAGAAAAGUAGAGGCUUUUCUGUUGCACUGCUUUUAUGAAACCAAAUGUUGGUCAUAUUUUGCACUGCACUCCACUGUCAUGUUAUUUUAUUCAAUGUAAGCUUUUUUUAAUAUCCUUUAUAUUAAUUUAUUCUUUUAAAAUCCGAUUUAUAAAGAAUGGCCUUAAGCAUUUGAUUAUGUACAGUAUGUAUGUGCAUAUAGGUGUAUAUAAUGUUGGGUCUAUAUUUAUUUAUGUAUGUAUAUAUUUUUCUUGGUCAAUUAAAUGGUUGUGGCUAGAAGGGAGCCAGCAAAUUGG
Messenger RNA from Sebastes umbrosus (honeycomb rockfish), 1596 nucleotides. RefSeq names its product 4-galactosyl-N-acetylglucosaminide 3-alpha-L-fucosyltransferase 9-like. Gene Ontology annotation, cellular component: membrane. The transcript has a single exon. Lineage: Eukaryota; Metazoa; Chordata; Actinopteri; Perciformes; Sebastidae. Bases 1 to 1095 code for a protein of 364 amino acids. The record is from RefSeq and is a predicted model, not a curated record. Gene Ontology annotation, molecular function: alpha-(1->3)-fucosyltransferase activity.